Messenger RNA from Phaethon lepturus (White-tailed tropicbird), 1482 nucleotides. RefSeq names its product dedicator of cytokinesis protein 4-like. Gene Ontology annotation, biological process: cell chemotaxis; small GTPase-mediated signal transduction. Gene Ontology annotation, cellular component: cytoplasm; plasma membrane. Lineage: Eukaryota; Metazoa; Chordata; Aves; Phaethontiformes; Phaethontidae. The record is from RefSeq and is a predicted model, not a curated record. The transcript has 14 exons. Gene Ontology annotation, molecular function: small GTPase binding; guanyl-nucleotide exchange factor activity. The annotation marks the transcript as partial.
AUGGGGCCCGAAAACUGCUUUGGUAAUAUAAGUAAUAAUUCCUGCUCAAUGUACAAUAACUUCGUGCGAGACCUCGAAAGAUUUUUUUUAAGACUGAAUAGAAAUGGUUUGCCAAAAUGUCCGGAAAAGCCUGAAAGACACUGUUCUCUCUUUGUGGAUUUGGGUAGCAGUGAACUCAGGAAGGACAUCUAUAUCACUGUGCACAUUAUCCGAAUAGGACGAAUGGGAGCUGGAGAAAAGAAAAAUGCCUGCAACGUACAAUAUAGACGGCCCUUCGGCUGUGCAGUCCUCAGUAUUGCAGAUUUGCUGGCAGGAGAUUCGAAGGAUGACCUCGUCUUGAAAGUAUACAUGUGCAACACAGAGAGUGACUGGUAUCAGAUCCAUGAAAAUAUCAUUAAAAAGCUGAACGCACGUUACAACUUGACAGGCUCCAACGCAGGUCUGGCAGUUUCUCUUCAGUUGCUUCAUGGAGACAUAGAACAAAUUAGGAGAGAGUAUACAUCCAUGUUUACCCAUGGAGUAUCCAUAACAAGGAAACUAGGUUUUUCCAAUAUUAUAAUGCCUGGUGAAAUGAGGAAUGAUUUAUAUAUCACUGUAGAAAGAGGAGAAUUUGAGAAAGGAGGGAAAAGUGUGGCCAGAAAUGUGGAAGUGACAAUGCAUGUUGUGGACAGCAGUGGUCAAAUUUUAAAGGAUUUUAUCUCAUUCGGCUCUGGAGAGCCACCAGCCAGCGAGUACCAUUCCUUUGUGCUUUAUCAUAACAAUGGCCCCAGAUGGGCUGAGCUGCUGAAACUUCCGAUUCCUGUGGAUAAAUUCAGAGGAGCACACAUCCGCUGUGAAUUCCGGCACUGUUCCACGAAAGAAAAGGGUGAGAAGAAGUUGUUUGGCUUUUCUUUCGUGCCACUGAUGCAGGAAAACGGGAGGACUCUGCCAGAUGGCACCCAUGAACUCAUUGUACACAAGUGUGAAGAAAACACAAACCUUCAGGAUUCUGGUCGCUACCUCAAACUCCCCUUUUCAAAGGGGAUUUUCCUAGGAAACAACAGCCAAGCAGUAAAAACCACUAAAGAGUCCUUCUGGAUUACGUCCUUUCUCUGCUCCACUAAACUCACACAAAAUGGAGAUAUGCUUGACCUUCUGAAAUGGAGAACCCACCCAGACAAAAUUGCAGGUUGCCUCUCAAAAUUAAAAGAAAUUGAUGGUUCGGAAAUAGUGAAGUUUCUUCAAGAUACACUAGACACUUUAUUUGGGAUUUUAGAUGAAAACUCUCAAAAAUAUGGAUCAAAAGUAUUUGAUUGUUUGGUUCACAUAAUAAAUUUGCUGCAGGACAGCAAGUUUUACCACUUUAAACCAGUAAUGGACACUUACAUUGAAAGUCAUUUUGCAGGAGCACUGGCAUACAGAGAUCUUAUAAAAGUACUGAAGUGGCAUAUUGAUCGAGUCACUGAAGUGGAGCUGCACGAGCACAUACAGGAAGUACUAAAG